UUAAAAUACAUGCCAACGGACACACUGUCUCGUGUCACGAGAUACGUUAACCCAAAGAGCGUGGUGCAAGCCGACGUUUUUGGCAUUGUAUAAACACUGAAACGGAGUUUUUACUGGAUUUUCUGCUCGAAAUUAACGAAGUAGGGAAGUUAAUCCACGAUUUAAUGAAAUCCUCAUGUGAAGAGUGACUCAUAAGGAAGAGACUGGUGCGAAAGGGUGGGGAUUGAGUAGCUGUGCAGCACUUCCUCUUCCGGCUUCUUGGUUGGGGACACUUGCUUGAAAUCGAUGGGUGGACAGUGAGAAGGUGGUCUUGCAUUACACACAUCAAUUUGUAGAGAUCAGGCUUGAUGUACUUGCAUCGGACACAGAUGUUUGGUUUCCUGAACGAUUGUACCGGUCACUUUGGUGAUAUUCAUUUCCUGAAAUGCAAUUGAACAAGCAACUGUUCCUCUCCCAGGGCAUUCAUGUCAGAUGUCACACUUGCAACAACCUCUGCAACGUCAAUGUUGUCAUUAACGAGUGCAACCAAUGCCAACUGGUCUUGCAACUCUCUCAUCUCACUGUGGAUUUCCUGACAUCUUUGUUCAGCCUGAGAAACCUCUGCAAUUUGUGCGACAUACAGUGGAAAGGGGCCAUUUCCGAGACCAGCUGCACCUUGUGGGGAUUUUGCAAGUUCUUUGGCGAUACUUUCACCAAGCUCCUUGCAUUCCAACUCCAUCAAAGUAUAAAACUUAAACCAGAGCCCAAGACUGAUAUGCAGGGGAAGCGGGCAUACCUGAGAAGAGGAAUUGAAAAUUACAUGUAUUUACUUAUUAAAAGGUUGCAACUUACCGCUGGGACCAGACAGGCCGUACAUCCUACAAAGGAACUCGUAAUCACCGAACAUGAACACUACAAGUUUCUUUCCCCUGAAAAAGAAAAGAGAUGUUCUCGAAGUGAAGCCCAGGACAUUCUCAAAGAGGCUUUCAGGGCAAGUUCUUCAAGAGGUGGGAUGAAGGACUUCAACUGCAUAUCCUGCAGCAGACUUUGCAGCUCAUCUCUGGGAGUUGUUAUCAGAAUUUGGUGUAACUGAUAACUUGGUUGACCACCACUUAUUGUUGACAACUGUGUCUUCAGCUUGGCAUUUCGACGCUGAAGGGUUCUUCUACACACUUCUGUACUUGUUUUUUUAGGACGCGUGACUUGUUGAAUACAGAGAGCCUAAAGUGAGAAAUUUUAAACUAAUCUGUUAAAUUUACUAUUUGAGAUAAUUAAUGUCACC
Molecule: messenger RNA, 1261 nt
Organism: Asterias rubens (European starfish)
Lineage: Eukaryota; Metazoa; Echinodermata; Asteroidea; Forcipulatida; Asteriidae
Exons: 6
Coding region: 425-1072 (215 amino acids)
Source: RefSeq, a predicted model, not a curated record